AGAAGUUUUAUCACAGUAUUGUGAGUCAUGGAGUAGAGAUGAUGCUCAAAGGCAGUACAUUGUAGAACUUGGUAUACCAGAAGAAUGGAUGCAUGAAGCUCUGGCUCUUUAUCACGAAUACUAUGGAGAUAAACAGGGCGCACUGGAGAAUUUGAUUCAGUGUGGCAACUGGAAGAAAGCUCAUACUAUUUUCGUGACUUCUGUUGCUCAUUCUAUGUUUCUGUCAUCUAACCAUCAGGAGGUCUGGAGGAUCACAAGUGCCUUGGAGAACCACAAGUAUGAAAUUGCUGACUGGGACCUUGGUGCCGGAAUAUACAUAGACUUCUACGUUCUGAAGAACUCAAUGCAAGAAAGAAAUGCCAUGGAUGAUUCGGGUUCACUCGAGGAGAUGAGUGAAUCAUACAGAAGUUUCUUUGGCCGAUUAAACGAGUCGUUGUUAGUCUGGGGAAGCAAAUUACCUGUUGAGUCAAGUGUCGUGUUUGACAGGGCAUGCUACUCGAAGAUGGCAGAGGAGCUAUGCGCGCUUCUGGUGGACACCCCAAGCGAGACGCUGAACCUACCCAUGGGGUGUCUUCUAACGAUGCUCAACGCUCCAGUUCCGGACGAUAGCAGGUCGUCGUACCUGCAGGACGCACUCUCCGUCUUCACCGAAAUCCUUUGCAGCGAUCCGUAG
Molecule: messenger RNA, 673 nt
Organism: Zea mays
Lineage: Eukaryota; Viridiplantae; Streptophyta; Magnoliopsida; Poales; Poaceae
Product: nuclear pore complex protein NUP96
Exons: 5
Coding region: 89-673 (194 amino acids)
Source: RefSeq, a predicted model, not a curated record